This is a messenger RNA of Amaranthus tricolor (Joseph's coat), 2460 nucleotides long. RefSeq names its product organellar oligopeptidase A, chloroplastic/mitochondrial. The coding region runs from base 331 to 2451 and encodes 706 amino acids. Gene Ontology annotation, biological process: proteolysis; peptide metabolic process. Gene Ontology annotation, molecular function: metalloendopeptidase activity. NCBI's taxonomy places the organism in Eukaryota, Viridiplantae, Streptophyta, Magnoliopsida, Caryophyllales, Amaranthaceae. The transcript is spliced from 18 exons. The record is from RefSeq and is a predicted model, not a curated record.
CAAAAAAAAAAAUAAAAAUUUCCUAAAUAGUUUUAAAUAUUUUUUUAGUUAUUUUUGACAAAAUUACUAUGCUUUUUCAAGUUACUUUCUUGCAAUUUUCUAAUUCCCUUUUCGCUCCCACCGUCUUCUCUUUCUCCGAUUCUUUUCUUCUUCUUCAAGAAAUUCUUUCAAUCAUUAUUUAAAAUCCUGUCAUUUCCCUCUUUGGUCUUCUCCUCCUCUCACCUCCUCCCUUAAGGCCUUAACAAUACUAGUACAGUGUACUCACUAUCGCACUCCCUUUUCUCUCUUUCAUUUUCAUAAUCUUCUUAUUCCUCCUAUCCAACUUCUCCCAUGGCUGCCGCUCCUUCUCCGAUUGCCGCUGUCGAUGUUCCCAAUCCUCUUUUGAUCGACUUCGAAUUCCCUCCUUUUGAUUCCGUCAAACCUGAGCAUGUUCGCCCUGGAAUUCGCGAUUUGUUGAAGCUAUUGGAAAAUGAAUUAUAUGAAUUGGAGAAGAAUGCUGAACCAACAUGGGAGAAAUUGGUUUAUCCUUUGGAGAAGAUUGUUGAUAAAUUGGCUGUGGAUUGGGGAAUGGUCAAUCAUCUUAAAGCUGUUAAAGACUCCCCCGAACUGCGAUCCGCUAUCGAGGAAAUUCAGCCAGAGAAGGUGAAAUUUGAUCUUAGGUUGGGCCAAAGUAAGCCACUCUACAAUGCAUUCAAAACUAUCCAAGAUUCGUCAAAUUGGUCAAAGUUGAGUGAGGCUCGUAGAAGGAUUGUUGAAAACCAAUUGAAGGAGGCUGUUCUCAGUGGUGUUGCUCUAGAAGAUGAAAAGAAAGACCAGUUUAACAAGAUUCAGCAGGAAUUGCAAAGACUCUCUCAAAAGUUUGAUGAGAAUGUUCUGGAUGCAACUAAGAAGUUUGAAAGACUAGUGACAGACAAGAAUGAAAUUGAAGGAUUACCUGCCACUGCUUUGGGUUUAGCUGCUCAAACAGCUGUGUCCAAGGGACAUGAAAAUGCUACUGCGGAAAAUGGCCCGUGGAUUAUAACAUUAGAAGCUCCGAGUUAUAUGUCUGUUAUGCAGCAUGCUAGAAAUCGGUCUUUACGUGAGGAAGUAUAUCGGGCCUAUGUGACCCGUGCUUCAAGUGGUGACCUUGAUAACACUGAAAUCAUCAACCAGAUAUUGAAGCUGCGACUGGAAAAUGCAAAGCUUCUAGGAUACAACAAUUAUGCGGAGGUGAGUAUGGCAAUGAAAAUGGCUAGUGUUGAUAAAGCAGAAGAACUCCUAGAAAAACUUCGUACUGCUUCCUGGGAUCCUGCUGUUCAAGAUCUUGAAGACAUAAGAAAUUUCGCCAAGCAGCAAGGCGCUGCUGAGGCUGACGACUUGACCCACUGGGAUAUCAACUUUUGGAGUGAAAGGCUUCGAGAGUCCAAGUAUGAUAUCAACGAGGAGGAGUUACGUCCCUAUUUUUCACUUCCAAAGGUGAUGGAUGGCUUGUUUUCCCUUGCAAAGAAAUUAUUUGGGAUUGAUAUUGAGCCGGUUGAUGGCCUAGCUCCAGUGUGGAACAAUGAUGUUCGCUUCUAUUGUGUCAAGGAUUCAUCGGGUUCUCCCAUAUCGUACUUCUAUUUUGAUCCGUACUCCCGUCCAUCUGAAAAACGAGGUGGUGCAUGGAUGGACGAGGUUGUAUCUCGAAGCCGUGUAAUGUCUCGUGAUGGUUCAUCUGUCAGGCUACCUGUUGCACAUAUGGUUUGCAAUCAAACUCCUCCAGUUGGUGACAAACCAAGCCUUAUGACAUUCCGUGAAGUUGAAACUGUUUUCCAUGAAUUUGGUCAUGCUCUUCAGCAUAUGCUUACCAGGCAUGACGAAGGUCUUGUUGCUGGAAUUCGAGGUAUUGAGUGGGAUGCAGUUGAGCUUCCUUCUCAAUUCAUGGAGAACUGGUGUUACCAUAGGGACACCUUGAUGGGCAUUGCAAAACACUAUGAAACUGGAGAGACUCUUCCUGAAGAUGUUUAUAAGAAACUUUUAGCUGCUAGGACCUUCCGUGCUGGUUCUUUAAGCCUUCGUCAGCUGCGAUUUGCUUCAUUGGAUUUGGAGUUGCAUACACGAUAUAUUCCCGGAGGUUUGGAAACCAUUUACGAUGUAGAUCAAAAAAUCAGUAAGAAGACACAAGUCCUUCCACCAUUACCUGAAGAUCGUUUCCUCUGCAGUUUCAGCCAUAUAUUUGCAGGCGGAUAUGCAGCUGGAUACUACAGUUACAAGUGGGCAGAAGUAUUAUCUGCAGAUGCUUUUUCAGCAUUUGAGGAUGCUGGAUUGGAUGAUGAUAAGGCGGUCAUAGAAACAGGACACAGAUUCCGAGAGACAAUUCUUGCUCUUGGUGGGGGAAAAGCACCGUUGGAGGUGUUUGUAGAAUUCCGUGGACGUGAGCCAUCUCCAGAACCACUUCUCCGCCACAAUGGUUUAUUACCAGCUGCGGCCUAAUCAUGAAAA